GCCAAGCAUUUCGGAACGGUUUCGCGUAACUGCGUGCGGUAAAUUGGCAUUUCUUUCGGUUUUUCGGUCAAUUUACAUGACCAAGUUCGCGUUUAUGGUGAAGUGCGUUGCUUUCGAAGCGUAACAAGUCGCUAAAUUGUUGGUUCGUUACUUAAUUUUCUCGAAACAAUACUGUUUUGCAUCGGAAGGAUACGAAGUCGGCUUUCGAUCAGUGUUUGAAGUGGAAAAAAUCUUACCUUCCAGUGCACAGUGCUGGAAGAAGUUUGUAUUGGAAAGAGUGGUGGUUUGAUUGUAUAAAAAUGCAUUUUCCGCUGGAACAGUGCGCGCAAUGUAGUGGAAAUUAAUGUGAAACGUUGACGAAACGCUUCAAGCAGAAGUCUGCGUUGUAUUUGACCCUGGUGGGCGGGUGGAAUUCGUGUAGGAUUCGAUUUCACGGGAACAGUGAUUAUUUUUUUUAGGAAUGCCAUUCAUGAUGUGGUGAUUGAACUUCUGCCAGCUUGUUUGCAACAAUUUCAACAACAAAGCAACUACAAUUGCUUUGACAGUGUAUAAAGUGAAUCAAGAAAGUAUCUAAUACGUAGGAAAAAAAACACGACGACAGCAGUUGUGUGUUGGCAUUUACAUAGUUGGAAGGGGAAAAGUAAGUGUGUCGAGAGAGCGAGCGUGAUUCUUAUUGAUUUUUGCGAAUGUUUUCCUUCUGGUUUGCAAAACUCUGUGGUUGACGGCGAAGAAACCGAUGAAUAAAGUUGUGCUGGCCGAGCUGGGAAAGCGAUAGUCUAGUUCCCAGCGGGCGAAGAAGCCUCACAGUGGAAGAGUGGCGAGAAGAAUCCGGUUCCAUAAACGAGCAUAAGAAGACGUACGUACUUGGGUGCUACUCAAGUUUCUUCUUCGUUUUGGUUUUCGAUGUAAUCGUAUCUGGAGGAAGAAGCAAAAGUGCGAAGAAUAGUUUUUGCUGACGACGACGACGACGACGGCGGCCAGACCGACAACAACCGGAUCACGGAUGUUGGGUCGCUGAGAAAGGAAGUGUAUACAAACGACCUCGAAGAUUGAUUUUGUUAUUUUUUGUUUUUUUUUUAACUACGAAGAAGGGCAUUUGAAAAGUGAAGUGCACACAGUGGGGGAAGGUGGAUCGCUCGAACGACAAUGUUUAAAUGCAUCCCGAUUUUCAAGGGCUGCAAUCGGCAGAUCGAGUACGUGGAUAAGCGGCACUGCUCGCUGCCGAAUGUCCCGGAGGAGAUCCUGCGGUACUCGCGAUCGCUUGAGGAAUUGCUGCUCGAUGCCAACCAUAUCCGGGAUUUGCCCAAGAACUUUUUUCGACUGCACCGGCUGCGGAAACUCGGUCUCAGCGACAAUGAGAUCAUCAAACUACCCUCGGACAUUCAGAACUUCGAAAAUUUAGUGGAACUGGACGUGUCACGGAAUGAUAUCGGCGACAUUCCGGAUGACAUCAAACACUUGCACAGCCUGCAGAUCUUGGACUUCAGCUCGAAUCCGAUCCACAGGCUACCGGCGGGGUUCUCGCAGCUCCGCAACCUGACCAUACUGGGCCUCAACGAUAUGUCGUUGACCUCGCUGCCGCAGGAUUUCGGAUGUUUAUCAAAGCUGGAAUCACUGGAGCUUCGGGAGAACCUGCUCAAACACCUGCCCGAGUCGAUUAGCCAACUGACGAACCUGGAACGGUUGGAUCUGGGUGACAAUGAAAUCGAAGAGCUUCCGCCGCACCUGGGCUACCUGCCGGCCCUGCAGGAACUGUGGCUCGACCACAACCAGCUGCAGAAGCUGCCGCCCGAAGUGGGAUUACUAAGAAACUUAGUAUGCCUGGACGUUUCGGAAAAUCGCAUGGAAGAGCUGCCGGAGGAGAUAGGUGGCUUGGAGAAUCUGACCGACUUACACCUGUCGCAAAAUCUUCUGGAAAUCCUUCCCGAUGGCAUUUCAAAGCUGACCAAACUCACAAUCCUCAAGCUGGAUCAGAACCGGUUGCACACGCUGAACGAAAACAUUGGCCAGUGCGUCAACAUGCAGGAACUCAUCCUGACCGAAAAUUUCCUAAACGAGAUGCCUUACACCAUCGGCAAUAUGACGAUGUUGAACAAUCUGAACGUCGACCGGAACUCGCUCAUUUCGGUGCCGAGCGAGUUGGGAAAUUGCAAAAACCUGGGUGUGCUGAGCUUACGCGAAAAUAAGCUAACCAAACUGCCAUCGGAGCUGGGAAAUUGCCUGGAAUUGCACGUUCUAGAUGUAUCCGGUAACCGGCUUCAGCAUCUGCCGUACUCGUUGGUGAACUUGCAGCUGAAAGCCGUCUGGCUUUCGGAAAACCAAGCCCAACCACUCCUCACAUUCCAACCGGACAUCGACGAGGUGACCGGUGACCAGGUCUUGACCUGCUUCCUUCUUCCCCAGCAGGAAUACGUUCCGGCAAGUCCGGACAACCGGGACGACACCGAGUCGGAAGACUGGGAAGAACGGGAAGCAUCCCGGACGCACUCGGUCAAGUUCAGCGAGGAUUCCAACGUCGACAAGGACACCCCAUUCGUGCGGCAGAACACACCGCACCCGAAGGAAUUGAAACUGAAGGCGCACAAACUGUUCGCCAAGGAGAAACGGUCGGACGACCUGAGCGGCGGUAACCUGGACACCCUGUCGGAGGAGUCCUCCUCGAGGCCAUCGUUGCUGAACAAAACCGGCGGCCUGCAGGCCACCCUGGACGACAUCCAGGGUGUGGUCGCGAACGAGCCCAUCGCCGAGGAGGACGCCAACAAGGAGAACGAGGACUUCGACGACGGCUACGAGAAGCGGGUCGGAUUCGACGUGAACGAGGAGGAAGACCGGUACUACUCGGAGGAAAAUGAGGAUUCCCACGAAAAGAAGCCCAUUUCCAAGCUGCAUCGAAGGGACACUCCGCACCAUCUGAAAAACAAACGGGUCCACCACGGCGUCGCCGACAAGAACAGCAGUCUGGUGCUGAGUUCGCUGAAACUGAAAGAAUCACUUCCGCCGCCGCCAAAGCUGGAGGAACAUCCGGCCCUGGAAGCGGCCAGCAAUAAUAACGUCGAAGCUGCUGAACCGGCGACGGCGGCGGUGGUGGUGGCAACGAUGGUGCCAGCCGAAACCGCGGCCGAGGAACACGAUGCCACGGACGCCUUCACGGAACUCAAGGAGGACCGGCUGGAGAUUCACAUCGAACGCACAUCCGCCGGGCUGGGUCUGAGCAUAGCGGGCGGCAAAGGCUCGACGCCGUUCAAAGGCGAUGACGAGGGCAUUUUCAUAUCCCGCGUCACCGAGGGUGGCCCGGCCGACCUAGCCGGGCUGAAGGUGGGCGACAAGGUACUUAAGGUGAAUGGUGUCUCGGUGGAGGAUGCAGAUCAUUAUGAUGCAGUGGAGGUGCUUAAAGCGUGCGGUUCGGUGCUGGUGCUAUUCAUAUCCCGGGAGGUGACCCGCCUAAUUGGUCAUCCGGUGUUCGACGAGAGUGGUUCGGUCGCUCAAAUCAACGUUGUCGAACAUGCACCGCUGCUGCAACAGCAGCACCAGCAGCAGCAAAAAACGAUUCCUCCCCCGAUUGCCGUGGCUGUUGAGCAGCCGCUCAUGGAAGGCAUAGCGGGAGGGGGAGGAGGAGGGGGCGGGGGCGAUGCAUUACAUUCCUCGUACAACACCGUUGGGUUGCCAAACGGGAAUGCCGGUACACCGAUGCCGACGACGGUGGGUUUGCUGAACGGAAAUGAAAUUACCCACAAGGUUAUCCUGCACACGACGCUCAUCCGGGACCAAAUCGGACAGGGGCUUGGGUUCAGUAUAGCCGGCGGGAAGGGGCACGCUCCAUUCAAAGACGGCUCGGAGGGGAUUUAUAUUUCGCGAUUAACGGAGGGAGGAGUGGCCCACAAGGAUGGAAAGAUCCUGGUGGGCGACCGGGUGCUAGCGAUCAACGGAGUGGACAUCACCAAUGCUCACCAUGACUAUGCGGUGCAACUGUUGACCGACCAUCAGCGGUUCGUGCGGUUAGUAGUUCAACGGGAGGUGAAAGGUCCGCUGGAGCCACCAACGAGCCCCAGGAGUCCCAUGCUGAAGAGCCUGAACCCGAGUGGGUACAUGGCGAAUCGGCCAGCUUAUACCGGCUAUCGUCGUUCAAUCGACGAUUCUACCGCUGAAGUACAUCAUACCGCCGCGGAUGGAGUUCCAUCUCAACAAAAUCCUGCAACAAGCCAACCCGAAGUGCAGCAGCAAAGCACGGUGACCCACAAGCCGCACAUUCACGCCCAAGCCCAUGUCCCAGCCCCAGUGGCCAAUGUGGAUCAGCAACAGCUGAUGAACUCUUCUUCGCAACCGCAGCAACCUCCCUUACCUGCCCCACGCAAAGUAUUAUCGCCGCAAACGUCUGUAAAUAACGGCAAUGGUAGUAGUUCUAACAUCAGCCACAACAGCAACAACAACAGCGUGAUCAGCAACACAAACGGUAGUAGUAGCACUCAUACCACCACCAACACAAGCAAUGGUAUCAACAACAACAGCAUUUAUCAGCAAUCACCACCAUCCACCAAGGCGCCCACGGCAACCCCCGUAACCAAUGGUACAAGCAAUAACAAUAGUAUCGUAGCAAAGACAAACAGUGAACAGGACUCACAGCAGGUAGCGCUCCGACCGAUGACCAGUGCCGAUUUCCAGGCCAUGAUCCCGUCGCACUUCAUCGCAGGGGGAGGCGGCCGCCAGGUGGUCCAGGUGGACAAGUCCGGGGUGCCCAGUCAGGACACGGUGACGGUCACGGUGCAGAAGGCCGUGCCGGAUAUGCCGAUGCUGCCGCCGGCGCCGACCGAGCUCGGCACCGUCACCGAGACCAUCACAAAGUCGACCUUCACUGAGACGGUAAUGACUAGGGUUACUGACAAUCGGUUAUUGGAACCACUAAUCAGUGAGGAGGUGGUUCUACCCAAGGAUCAGGGUUCAUUAGGUUUCAGCAUCAUUGGCGGUACGGAUCAUUCGUGCACGCCGUUCGGGUCCCACGAGCCCGGUAUCUUUAUCUCACAUAUCGUCCCUGGUGGCAUUGCGGCCCUGUCCGGAAAGCUUCGGAUGGGUGAUCGCAUCCUCAAGGUCAACGGCACGGACGUCACGGGAGCUACGCAUCAGGAAGCGGUCAUGGAACUGCUGAGGCCGUGUGACGAAAUCAAACUAACCGUUCAGCACGAUCCACUGCCAGCCGGAUUCCAGGAGGUGCAAAUCGUCAAACUCGAAGGUGAACGGCUCGGCAUGCAUAUCAAGGGAGGUCUCAACGGUCAGCGGGGUAAUCCGCUGGACCAGGCCGACGAGGGUGUAUUCAUAUCGAAGAUAAACAGCUCCGGUGCGGCGAAACGGGACGGCCGGCUACGGGUUGGCCAGCGCAUUCUGGAGGUCAACGGAGUGUCGCUGCUUGGAGCUACCCACCAGGAAGCGGUCAACUCUCUGCGAGCUUCGGGCAACACACUACAUUUGGUGGUGUGCAAGGGCUACGAGAAGGGUGAUUUGUCGCACCAAGCGAUUGGUGGAGCCGGCGGUAUGAGCACCGGUGUAAGCAAUAAUGGACAUAGCACUAGGAUAGGAUCUCGAGCUUCAGAAACUGGCUCCGAGUUGAGCCAGAGCGUAUCGAGCUUAGAUAGGGAAGAUUCUGUUAUCGCGGCUGAACCGCAGCGUAGAGUUAGUGUAGAUAGGGUACCGGAAGAGGAGGACUUCGUGCCGGCAGAGGUGACGGCACCGGUAGCAGUUCCACAGCAACAACAAAAUCAACAACCCCCAACGCAACCUCCGACGACGACCGUGGCGACAGUCAACCCUCCGAGCGUGAAUAGGGUAGCAGCUCCAAGUGCGGAUUCCCAAGCUCUCGUCAGUGCCCGAGAAAAGAGCACCCCGGAAAAGGUACUGGACAUUGUCCGGGCGGCGGAAUCCCUCGCACUGGGUGGCAAUCUCAUCGAGAACGGUCCACCCAAGUCCCCGACGGAGCCACCAACGGUCGAACAGCUCCAGAAGACCACCACCAUUGUGAUGUCGAAGCACACCCUGGAUACGCAAGCCCCACAGGUCGACCGCCGAUAUGGAAAUAUCCGGCCCUUGUUGCAUGCAAAUGAUCCUCCUAAACCCCCAAUAACCACCUCCACUAGUACUACCAAUACCGCUUCUACUACUUCUGCUACUGCCAACGCCACCACUGGUUCUACUACCUCCUCGUCCGCAUCCAUCGUAUCCACUGGCACAAGCGGCAAAGCGAAGAACAAUCGAACCACACCCCUCCCGGCGACGAAAACGUACAUUCCGGUCUACUCGCCGAGCGCAUACGGACUGCCGUUCGGAUCGGAAGCGCCUUCGCCGGAGAAACCCCCGGUGCCGGCCAGUCGCUCAGUAACGCCCACCACAGGCCACCGGAAAUCGGUUAGCUUCGAUUUGGAUGAUCCCGAGUGGGAACACCGGAAGGCAACGGUGACCAACGCCGAGCGGGAUGCUCACAUCCGACAAUGGAAGGACGCCAACAACAAUGCAGGGCCGGGACAGCUGAAGGGUAUCCUGAGAAGUGGCAGUCCGACGGCGUCCAGUAGGAGUCGCAGCACAACGCCCGAGGAGGAGGAAGAACGGGAACUACUGGCGAGAUCACGUUACGCGAGGGACAAUGCGAAUGAGGAAACGGGUAGCGAGACUGAGGAAAGUGAAACGGACGAGGAUGAGGAGGAACAGGACAGCGAAAUUGAGAGGCCAAAUCCAUUCCGGAAAGAGUUUUUAAGGGAAGAUAGAAAUGCGAAUAAAUCGUUUUUGCCAAGACCCAAGUCUCCACCACCAAGACCGCCCUCUCAGCCGCCGCCAGUUUUGCGAAAGGCGGAAAUCGUACACAACGAAGGGCUAAAGAAUAUGGAAGAAGAGUGGGGACAGGGUAAUCUUAUGCAGUAUGAGCAUGAUGCUCGUUCUAAUACAAUACGGGAAGUGAGAAGUUCAACGCAAAGCUUAACGAGUCGUAGUGUAGAACGCUUACCAGACUAUGAUAAAAUUGAAUUGAUAGCUGCUAAGUUCGAUGUUCUGCCUACGAAGAAACGAGCAGAGUUCGUUCACGAAAACUUCAAGGAGAACGCAUUAGUUCAUGAGGAAACGCACCGGCAGGUGCUGUUAGAAGAGAACAGAAUGCGGAACGAGAUGCUGUCUCGAACGACCAAUCCAUUCCUGGACAGUGGCUACGACCAAGAGUCCCAACAUUCCGCCUCACCUGUGCCACAUUCCCCGAUGCACUGGUCCGGUUCAACGGGCCAGUUGCACCCACAGUUACACCCACCGGUACAAGUGCUGCCCGUUCAUUACACCAAACUUCCUACUCCUCAGCACACGAUCUACACCUACACUCAAUCUCCGAUGCACAUCCAACAGCAACCUCAGCAGCCCUACGGCAUGCCAAGUUACAACUACAUGUCUCCUCCACCAGCGCCAAAAACGCCGAAGAGUGUCUCCGACAAGAAGCGAUUCUUCGAGAAUGCGAUGGAAGAUCAGAACAAGCAGACGCCCAAACCUGAAAAAGUAUUCUCAUUCCUUUCGCAAAACGAAGUCGAAAAUCUAAAACAGGAAGAAGAGCGCAAAAUUGCCACCCUUGGUCGGCGGCGCAUCCACGAGCGAGCCUACGAACAAGAGGACGAGUACGGCUCCGGCGACGAGGAGCAGGAAAUUCGUGAACGCUACACGAAAGCCGACGAAAACGAUAACGAUAUGAGUAGACACGACAUUGUGCAAAAUUCCCCACCACCACCGGCGACAUCGACGACGACGGCAACUCCACUGACAACACCGACGUCCAACUCAUCCCACGAGGAUCAACACCUGCACAUGAUUAGCACCCAUCCAGAGAGCCGAAUCCCCGUGAUGCUGAACCGCCCACAAUUGGCGGUCACGCCCCCAUCCAAAACGUCCAGCCCCAUAAGUCGGAUCCCGAUCCGAACGGCCAACGCGGAGAAGCGAGCGCGCGCCAACGACAUGCUUCCACCGGAGUACGACGAGUCCAAGCUCAGCCCGUCGGAGAUCAGAGCGUUGAGAGCGCAAAAGCGUGCCGCUUGGCGACAAGCACGUCUCAAAUCGCUGGAGAACGACGCCCUGCAGGCACAAAUCAUGAUCCAAACCAUGAACGCGGCCACCUUGCACGAGGACGCGUCAGGGAAUCCUACGGUGCUGCAUCUGCGUUCCGAUCACGACAGCGACCACUACCUCUCGCAUCACCAUCAGCAGCAUUAUCCGACCAUCGCGGAGCACAACGUUAGCAGUAGCGACGAACAGUCAUCAUCCAUUUCGACGCAAAUCGACGGCAGCGAGUACUACCACCAAGCACCGGCGGUGGCACCGAAACCGAUCCGGUUCCCACGGAUAGCGGUCAAAUCGAAAGACACCGGAAACGAGCGGAUCGUUCGCGAGACGGAAAAAGUGGUGGAGGAAAAGGUGAUCCAGCAGCGGACGGAGGAGAUGCCCGGCGGGGGUUUGCGGACUGUGGAGUACGUCGAGAAGGUCAUCGAGACGGAGGUGGAGACCAUGCGCGAGAAGAUCAUAAUGCUCGAACUGGAAGAGCCCUCGUCGGGAAGCAGCGAGCGCCAGAAGCUACCCCCACCGCCACAAUUGCAGUCCCCCGACUAUGACGAUUCCACCGAAGCAGCGGAUGUUUCCCUGGAGGAGGACGACGACGACGAUGACGACCGCCCCGACGGACGCACUCCGGAUCACGAUCAACCGAUCAGUGAUCAGGAAGACGAGCACGACGAACAGGAGGAGGUGAAGCCCCUUCAGACAAUAGUGGAGGUGAUCAACCCGGCAAUCGGCGGUGGCGAUGGCUACAUCAACGAUAUCAUCAUCGGACGAUACAACGAUGACUGCGCGGAAGAUUCGUUCGCGUCCGUAUCGUCCCCUUCGACGUACAGCGGCAACGUCGCGCGCUAUUCAUACGAAGAGGGCAGCUACGAGUCCAUCAACGACAGGAUGAAGAACGUCCUGCGAGAGCUGAAGCAGAAUGAGAAGGUGAGACUGAACCUAUCCAAGAGCAUGACUGAGGAAGAACUGGCGGAACAGGAUGAAGACGAAGACGAGGAAGAUGAACAGGAGUAUCAUCUUCAUCAGCAGGUGCAAGAGCAGGAGUUGCAUCCCGACGAAGAUGAAGACGAAGAGUUUCGCCACUACGAAGAGAAAACCGGUGCAAUCGGAACAGUGUUCAUGGUGCGCGAACGAUUGAUCAACGACUUCUACACGCAUCAAAGUGAAGUGACGACGCAAGAGCAUACCUCACAGCAACGGCUGGACUACUACGAUGGGUGCGAAGUGAUCCAGAAUCCUGCCGCGCAAGCCUUCGAAGAGGAGCUGGACAAGAUGCACAGUCUCAGCAAGCUGCAGAAGAUGACGCUGCACGACGAGAAGCUGAAGGCCGUGUUCUGCGACGACGAAGACGACGACGAGGAGGAAGAAGCGGCGGGCAGUUCUUCGCUCGGUGAGGUAAGUGGUACGGAGCGGAAGAACAGCAGCGGUGCAAAUCAGGAGAGACCGAGUGGCAUUCCCAUUGCUGGUUCCAAUGGAAGUGGCAGCUCGAAGCGGAAAAAGCGAAAGAGUAAGAAGAAGAAAUGAGAGGUCUUCUUCCGAGAGCUGUAAAGAGUCCCCAUCCGUCCUAGAUCACAAAGGUAGCGAUCGCGAAGCGAUUACGUUUUCCUAGUUGGGAGAAUAUAGUUUACUUUUAUUAUUUAUAGAACUGAGAACUUUAUGAGGACGUUUUGUUUUAAACUUUUUUUUUAACUUCUCAUAUCGAGAAAGCGACGGUAUUUUAAAAUGAAAUGAACUAUUCCAUUACAAUUAUUCCUUCGAUAAUUUGGAUUUUUUUAUUAGACGAUUUUCGGAAGUACGGCGACAAUAAUGAGCAAUUUAUUUGAUCAAUUUAAAUAAAUUUUGAAAUCUAACACAUAAAUGUAUUAAUAUUUAUUUAUCCUUACUACGCAGUAAUCGACGUUUUCGUGGUUAUGCAAAAAUCGUUUUAGUCGUCUCGUAAUAUUAGUAUAUAAUUAUGAAGAACGUACGGCAGCGAUCAUCGUACUAUUCGUCUAAUUGCUGCAACUACUGUUAAGACUAUCUACUAAAAUCCUGAAUAAGUAGUCGUAAUAUAUAUUCCCUUUUCUUUGGUCUAUGAAGAAAUGGUAGAAUGAUCUAUAAUAUAUUGAAUAAUUUAAGA
Molecule: messenger RNA, 10183 nt
Organism: Armigeres subalbatus
Lineage: Eukaryota; Metazoa; Arthropoda; Insecta; Diptera; Culicidae
Gene: scrib
Product: protein lap4
Exons: 27
Coding region: 1147-9588 (2813 amino acids)
Biological process (GO): neurotransmitter receptor transport postsynaptic membrane to endosome; receptor clustering; neurotransmitter receptor transport, endosome to postsynaptic membrane
Cellular component (GO): adherens junction; postsynaptic membrane; postsynaptic density
Molecular function (GO): protein binding
Source: RefSeq, a predicted model, not a curated record